UGUCGUUCCAUUGGUAGUUCCGUUUCCAGAACGAGUUCUCGUCCUAAAGUAACGGAGGGGCUCGAGAAAGUGGUCAGGAUAAAGGUACUGGACAGAUCCUAUGGUUUGCAUUCAUCGUAGGUACGUAAAGGAACGUUUGUUCAUGAAAGCGGCUCCAGGAAUUCGUCAGAGACGGCGCCUGACGUCAUCCUCGUGCCAGACUGGAGAACGGAGGUCACGUGUCGUGGCUUCGGACGAAAACUCAAUACUCGGCCAGAUUCGUGUCGGCCAAUAAGCGCCCGAAGGACUCUCGCCGAUCCCGAGCGCGUCAGUCGAGCCGCGACCGUUGAACAGUGUAGUACACAUACGAUCGUGCGCGUUAUUUAUCGUCGCAUUUCGUACGAGUGAUUUUUUGUCACCGUAAGUU
Megachile rotundata (alfalfa leafcutting bee) is the source of this 406-nucleotide messenger RNA. RefSeq lists its product as uncharacterized. NCBI's taxonomy places the organism in Eukaryota, Metazoa, Arthropoda, Insecta, Hymenoptera, Megachilidae. The record is from RefSeq and is a predicted model, not a curated record.